Messenger RNA from Eruca vesicaria subsp. sativa (arugula), 1383 nucleotides. The record is from the annotation of a GenBank genome assembly. NCBI's taxonomy places the organism in Eukaryota, Viridiplantae, Streptophyta, Magnoliopsida, Brassicales, Brassicaceae.
GUGAAAAAUGUAGGAUUCACGGGGGUUUUCAGGUUGAUCUUCAAACCUCUUGUUGAUGAGUUCCCUUGCUUUGGUGCACUCUCUUAUUCACUGCGAGAGAAGAAAGGGCUUGAUUUUACACUUAAGGUUAUUGGUGGUGAGUUAACAUCGAUUCCAGGGAUUUCAGAUGCAAUCGAAGAAACUAUUCUUGACGCUAUUGAAGACAGCAUAACAUGGCCCGUUAGAAAAAUUAUACCUAUAUUACCAGGAGAUUACAGUGAUCUUGAGUUGAAACCUGUUGGAACAUUGGAUGUGAAGAUUGUGCAAGCAAAAGACUUAUCUAAUAAAGACUUGAUUGGAAAAUCUGAUCCUUACGCUGUUGUAUUCAUUCGUCCAUUGCCUAACAAAACAAAGAAGACCAAAACCAUUAGUAACUCGUUGAACCCGAUAUGGAAUGAACAUUUUGAGUUCGUUGUGGAAGAUGUAUCAACUCAACAUUUGACAGUAAGAGUGUUUGAUGACGAAGGAGUCGGGUCUUCUCAGCUUAUAGGAGCUGCUCAAGUACCGUUAAGUGAACUUGAGCCCGGGAAAGUAAAAGAUAUUUGGUUGAAGUUAGUCAAGGAUUUAGUGGUCCAAAGGGAUACAAAAAAUCGUGGUCAGGUGCAACUGGAGCUCCUAUAUUGUCCCUUAGGCAAAGAAAGCGGAUACAAGAACCCGUUUAACAAGAACUUCUCAUUGACCAUUUUAGAGAAGGUACUUAAACCGGAAAGCGAGGAUUCAGAUGCUACGGAUGUGAAAAGCUCGCAAAGCCCGAAGAAAAAAGAUGUGAUUGUGAGAGGAGUGUUGUCUGUGACAGUGGUCUCUGCUGAAGACUUACCAGCUGUAGAUUUUAUGGGGAAAGCAGAUCCAUUUGUUGUAAUCACGUUGAAGAAAUCGGAAGCAAAAUCCAAGACUAGGGUUGUACCGGAUAGCUUGAAUCCGGUUUGGAACCAGACAUUUGAUUUUGUGGUGGAAGAUGCUUUGCAUGAUCUCUUAAUUCUUGAAGUAUGGGACCAUGACAAAUUUGGCAAGGAUAAAAUAGGGAGAGUGAUAAUGACAUUGACAAGAGUGAUGUUAGAAGGAGAGUUUCAAGAGUGGUAUGCGUUAGACGGAGCUAAAUCAGGGAAGCUUUGUAUCCAUCUCAAAUGGACUCCAAGGCUUAAGCUCAGAGACGACUCUUGAUUCUACUCUCAGCACAAUGGCACAUUACUUUUUAAUUGUCCUUUCUUUACUUUUUCUUUUGUGUAGUGUGUGCUGAUUACUGACGUUUGUCAUCCUUCCUUCCUUGCCAGAGAAGUAAUAUAAAUUUUAGUAAUAAACACACUUUUAGUUUUGUUCAUAUUAUUGAAAAUUUACUGCAUUGGG